Molecule: messenger RNA, 2460 nt
Organism: Punica granatum (pomegranate)
Lineage: Eukaryota; Viridiplantae; Streptophyta; Magnoliopsida; Myrtales; Lythraceae
Source: RefSeq, a predicted model, not a curated record
CAAUCGCUUUCCACCAUAGCAGACACUCGCGACCGCAGACCAAGACAAGAUCAGAAAAAAAAGAAAAAUAUUAAAAAAUAAAUGCGAAAAGUCACCGGCGAUAUAAUAAGUGAGCUUCCAUUGCCAGUCCACUCCCCAGUCCACACUCGUUGAUCUCUCAACUUGCAAAAUGCCGUCGGAGACGAGGAGUGGCAUCUGAGGUCGACGAUCUGAAGCUUCGGCUCCGUUCUGUGAUUUGCUGACCGGCCGUUUCUGGAGCCUGACUUCGCAAUCUUAGGGCACGGAAAUGUGGAACGUUGCGCGACUUGCUGUGGCCGCCAGCCUCCGCGGAUCGAGGCGGCUCUCGACCGCGAUCCCCGGCCCCUGCAUCGUGCACAAGCGCGGCGCUGAUAUUCUGCACGAUCCGUGGUUCAAUAAGGAAACGGGCUUCCCCCUGACUGAGAGAGACCGUCUAGGACUGCGAGGCCUACUUCCGCCUCGUGUAAUAUCAUUUGAGCAGCAAUAUGCUCGAUUCAUGGAAUCCUACCGAUCUCUGGAGAAAAAUACUCAGGGCCAACCGGACAGCGUUGUGUCAUUGGCUAAAUGGAGAAUCUUAAAUAGGCUGCAUGACAGGAAUGAAACAUUAUAUUAUCGCGUUCUUAUUGAUAACAUUAAAGAUUUUGCACCGAUAAUCUACACCCCUACGGUAGGAUUAGUGUGUCAAAAUUAUUCAGGUUUAUUUAGACGUCCACGUGGCAUGUACUUCUGUGCAAAGGAUAAAGGAGAGAUGAUGUCCAUGAUCUACAAUUGGCCUGCCCACAAGGUAGAUAUGAUAGUUCUGACAGAUGGUAGCCGGAUCCUUGGUCUUGGUGACCUAGGUGUACAGGGUAUUGGGAUACCAAUUGGAAAGCUCGAUAUGUAUGUUGCUGCUGCUGGUAUCAACCCACAGAAAAUACUACCUGUCAUGCUUGAUGUUGGCACUAAUAAUCAAAAGUUACUUGAAGAUCGUCUUUAUUUAGGACUUCGACGGCCUAGACUGGAAGGGGAUGAGUACCUAGAAAUUGUUGAUGAAUUUAUGGAAGCUGUUCAUACACGUUGGCCAAAGGCAAUCGUGCAGUUUGAGGAUUUUCAAAUGAAGUGGGCUUUUGAAACAUUGCAACGGUACCGCAAAAGGUUCUGCAUGUUCAAUGAUGAUAUCCAGGGAACUGCUGGGGUUGCACUAGCGGGACUCUUGGGAUCUGUAAGAGCACAAGGCCGGCCACUGAAGGACUUCACCAAACAAAAGAUAGUGGUGGUGGGAGCUGGAAGUGCAGGGCUUGGUGUUCUUAGCAUGGCUGGGCAGGCUGUUGCAAGAAUGGCUGGCAAGAGUGAAGCAGCUACAAACAAAUUUUUCCUGCUUGAUAAAGAUGGUCUCAUUACGAAAGAGCGGAAGAACCUUGAUCCUGCAGCUGCACCAUUUGCAAGAAAUCCGGGAGAGAUUGAAGGACUCAGGGAAGGUGCCACCCUACUUGAAGUGAUUAAAAAGGUCAGGCCUCAUGCGCUUCUUGGUUUGUCUGGAGUUGGUGGAAUCUUCAAUGAGGAGGUUCUUAAAGCCAUGCGCGAAUCUGAUUCCCCUAAACCUGCUAUAUUUGCCAUGUCAAACCCUACUAUGAACGCUGAAUGCACUGCUAUUGACGCUUUCAAGCAUGCUGGACCAAACAUAGUUUUUGCCAGCGGAAGCCCUUUCCAAAAUGUUGAUCUUGGCAAUGGCAAAGUAGGUCAUGUAAAUCAAGCAAAUAAUAUGUACCUGUUCCCUGGAAUUGGUCUGGGAGCACUUCUCUCUGGUGCUCGUUUAAUAUCAGAUGGAAUGUUGCAGGCAGCUGCCGAGUGCCUUGCUUCUUACAUGACAGAUGAUGAUAUUCAAAAUGGCAUCUUGUAUCCCUCAGUUAACAGCAUCCGGCACAUAACUGCUGAAGUUGGUUCUGCUGUUCUACGGGCAGCGGUUGCUGAAGAUUUGGCAGAGGGACAUUGCGAUAUGGGUCCGAGGGAGCUCCAGCUGAUGUCAAAGGAGGAGACAGUUGAAUAUGUGACUCAGAACAUGUGGUUCCCGGUCUACAGCCCCCUUGUUCACGAAAAAUAAGACUCUCCAAGCAGCGGUUUAUCUCUCGGAUGUACGAAGAAAGAACCAAAGCAGAUGUAAAGAAGCAAGCAACCCAAUAGUCCGAUUGAUAUUACGUUCUGCCAGUUCCAGGAUAGAAAAAUUGUAUGAUGACGAAGAAACGUACUCCCGAAAUAAGGUUUCUUCUUUAGCUUAGAGAGCCAUUUCCCUCUGGAGAUAUACUUUGCGUGGCAAACGAGAACCCUGGCUGAAUGUCCUGCUCUCAAUUCGUAUCCCUGCCUUUCUUAUUAUUUGUGUGAUGUACAAGGUUUCACCAUAUGAAGUCAAAUCCAACAAUUUUUUUCUUUUAAUUUGAGAAAAAGCAAAUGGGUGAUUCUAACUAA